UUGGAUUUUAAUAAAUAACCCUCUUAUUUGUGGUGUCAGUAAAAUGUAAGAUCUACAGAAAUGUCAAUUCAGUGACAUUUGGGAAAACUUCACAUUCUAAAAAUGAAAUGCUAUAAAAUACAGAAGUUGUGAAAACUGGGGAAAAUAUGUGGAGGGUGUAAAUGCUUUUCUUUAAAAAUAUCACUUUUGCUUAAAUGGUCAGGUUUCUGGUAGGGUUGUGGAGGGAGUGCUGCAAAGUGCACAAUCUCUACUUGACUGCUGUAUGUUAUUGUGUAACCUGCUGGUGGAUGAGUAAACCCAGGCAAGCACAAUACAAGCUACAAGUUGCAGUAGUAACUCCCAGCCUUGCCCUGCAGCACCAAGGUGAUGAAGAGUCAACAAACAGCCAGUCACAACAGCACACUUGCUCUAUUCUAAGAAGCAUUUCCAUAUACAUGACUACAGAGAGUAUAUAGUAAACGUGUAGUGUGGGGAAGCAAGCCUGUACAGAAUCAGAGCUAUGGGUCAGAGAGAAGAGAACAAUUACCUACAGCAUGAAGGGCAUUACAGCAUAUCUGAGCUCAGAAUGCUGGCAACUGCACUUGGUUUUCCAUAUGGUUCUCUGGAUAGCUGUGUCCCACCUGAAUUCCUGCAUAAAGAGAGAAUAAGCUCCCAGGCUCUGCGACAGCUAUUAGAUAAGGGAUAUUUCACAACUAUAUUGCAUUUCUCUUACAACAUGAAGAGUGGUUUAUGUAAUGCCAAAGUAAUCACCAAAUGCCUUGAUCUGCUGGAAAGAAGAGUUUUCAGCUUUGCUGACAUCCAAGAGGCGAAAGUGGCCUUCACUGCAUAUGAAAAUGUUGAUCAGAGAGGGGUAAGAGCAGAGCCACACACACUGCUGAAAGCUAUAAAGAUGUGCGGCUUUGUCAUGUCUCCACAGAAGUUAUCAGAUUACUUGAAGAAAAAACGAUUGAAUUUUGUGGAAAAAGGAAGACUUCAGUUGUAUGAGUUCCUGGAUUUGCUUACUCUCUGUGAACCAAGGAGUUUAUUUUCGAUAAAAGAAGAAAGAGUAGGAAGCACUGACAAAACCAGAAGAGGCAUAUACAAGCUUGAUGAUAUGAGACCCUUCAUGGUGACCCCAGAUGAGAAAAUUGCUCGCCAUCUUGACCAGAGAUUUCAGAAGAUAGACAGUUGGCAGCUUCCUGAAGACACCAUGAGACUAUCAAAACUACAGUGUCUCAACCCAACUCAACUGACUGGAGCCCUUAAUGGAACAAGGCCACAACCUCUGCAGUGCAAGAGCAAAGCUUCACUGACGAAUUUAACUGAGGAAAGCUGGACACUUCUAACUCCUGUGCCUCAUGUAAAAUGUCACUGUUAUACACCCAAGAAAGUAGAGCCUAUACUGGAUGAAACUAACAAACAAGAAACACAAAAUGACAUAGAAGAUCUUUUAUACCACAUGGAGACUUUGGAUGAGAAAUCCAGGUGGGAAUUUAACUGGAAGCUGGAUUACUAUCUGCCUGGCUACAGAGAAUCAGUCUCCACCAAAAAAAAAUCUGAUGUGACAGAAGUUGUUAAAUGUAUCACAAAGAAAAGAAAUACAGCUGAUGUGUUUCGCAGGUUGUCAUCUCCCAGGAGAAGGUUGCCAUCCCCCUGCCAUGCUAUGUCUUGUGAUGCCUACAGACUGGGCAUUUCCAGUGGCACAGUUGGAAAAACACCUCAACAUUGCAGAUCACCUUCAAAGCGCACACAGAGCUGCUCAAACGAAAGAACAAUUGUUACAGACAAAUAGGAAUUCAAAUAUAAUGUAGAGCAAGUUUGCAUGUGUGAAAAUUAUUUAUUUACUGUAUGUUAUCCAGAGUUUGUCAUAUGAGAGGGCACAACCAGUUCCUACACCAUAUGCAUUCAUGUGCAUUUAAAGGAGAACUAAA
This is a messenger RNA of Xenopus laevis (African clawed frog), 1910 nucleotides long. RefSeq lists its product as uncharacterized. The record is from RefSeq and is a predicted model, not a curated record. Lineage: Eukaryota; Metazoa; Chordata; Amphibia; Anura; Pipidae. The transcript has 14 exons. Bases 500 to 1771 code for a protein of 423 amino acids.